This is a messenger RNA of Lates calcarifer (barramundi perch), 1175 nucleotides long. It is a transcript of the gene sumo3a, whose product is annotated as small ubiquitin like modifier 3a. Gene Ontology annotation, cellular component: nucleus. Bases 147 to 431 code for a protein of 94 amino acids. The transcript has 4 exons. Lineage: Eukaryota; Metazoa; Chordata; Actinopteri; Centropomidae. Gene Ontology annotation, molecular function: protein tag activity; ubiquitin-like protein ligase binding. The record is from RefSeq and is a predicted model, not a curated record. Gene Ontology annotation, biological process: protein sumoylation.
CUCACAGCGCCAAUCGUUUAUUUGCAACAGCGGUCCAAAGCGCGCACCCGUCAGUGGAGGAGACGAGAGGACAGAAGGCGGCAGAGAGACAAAUAAAACCCAAUUAACCGGUUAAUCUGAAAACAGUCGCACGAACUCCAGCCGAGAUGUCAGAGGAAAAGCCAAAGGAGGGAGUAAAGACUGAGAAUGAUCACAUCAACCUCAAGGUUGCAGGGCAAGAUGGGUCGGUGGUCCAGUUCAAAAUCAAAAGACAUACACCACUCAGCAAACUAAUGAAGGCGUACUGUGAACGACAGGGUCUCUCAAUAAGGCAGAUCAGGUUCAGGUUUGAUGGCCAGCCUAUCAAUGAAACGGAUACACCUGCACAGCUGGAGAUGGAAGAUGAAGACACCAUAGAUGUUUUCCAGCAGCAGACGGGCGGGCACUGCUAAGCCCUCCCCACCUCAUUGACAGCCACCCUCAGACCACGCCCUCAGCCACCUUCACUGUCCCACCCCUCCUCAUUGCUCCUCUCAGCCUAUUAUUAUUAUUAUUAUUGUUAUUAUUAUUAUUUCUUCAGUUUAAAAUGUCAGUCAUGGUUUUUCGUCAGGUUGUGGGGGUGGGGGGGCUCCUCAGCUGUUUAUGUACUGUCUCAGCCGGGACUGAACUUUCGUGCGUGUCAACAGUCUCUCUGCUGGCCCAUCAGGACAACAUUUUCCUUUUGGCACCGCAGGCUGCGAUUGGACCAACAGCGCGCCACAGCUGCUCCUGGUUUGUCAGUGCUUCUCGUUCACUUUCAAGUGAAAGCUUAGUAUCCAGUAGUUUGUCACAGUUUUCAUCCAGCGGGGUCAAACACAAGGCUCUGCAAAUUCUUGUCCAGGGGUCACAGUCAGUGGGCAUGAAAAUGUCUUUGAAGUGGAAGCACUAUCUGAACUUAAUACACACCCGCCUUCCAUUUCACUUCACUCUUGUGUAUGUUUCUUGUCUGAAAGGUGACUCCUGCUCUUCUGUCAAAAAUGUAUUUUAAUUCUCUCCGCCUUUUAGGUGCUUUUGCUAAAGAGUUCUGCAAUGUUUUUGUAUUUUUGUUUUUUCUUUUAAAAAUUAACACCCACGGGGCUUGUUGAUUUAUUAUUAUUUUUUCUGUACAGAAGUAUCAGAAUGGAUAUUAGAUAAAUGUUGUGGGGCUUGGACCAAUA